This is a messenger RNA of Glycine soja, 498 nucleotides long. Its product is annotated as 40S ribosomal protein S6-like. The coding region runs from base 31 to 306 and encodes 91 amino acids. Lineage: Eukaryota; Viridiplantae; Streptophyta; Magnoliopsida; Fabales; Fabaceae. The record is from RefSeq and is a predicted model, not a curated record. Gene Ontology annotation, cellular component: ribosome. Gene Ontology annotation, molecular function: structural constituent of ribosome. The transcript has a single exon. Gene Ontology annotation, biological process: translation.
UAUCCAAUUAAAAUUGGAUCAGUUCAUAUUAUGAAUUCAAGUCUCAGUGAUGGAUUUUUGGUUGCAGGGAAAAAGGUGAGCAAAGCUCCAAAGAUUCAGCGACUCAUCACUCCACUGACACUGCAAAGGAAGCGGGCAAGAAUUGCUGAUAAGAAGAAGAGAAUUGCAAAGGCAAAAUCUGAGGCAGCAGAGUACCAGAAACUUCUUGCCUCCAGAUUGAAGGAGCAGAGGGAACUCCGCAGUGAGAGUUUGGCAAAGAGGAGAUCCAAGCUUUCCAGUGUUGCUAAGCAAUCUGCCACUGCAUAGGCCAGCUGCUCUCACAGAUAUGGUGAACUUUAACCCUCAUCAUAGUUUUGGUAGUGUAUUUUGCUUGCUUGAAUUUUUGUCGGUAUUUGUAAACUUGAAUAUACACUCUUCAUUUUAUCUAUUCAGUGAUUAGUAUGAACAAAAACCAGUUGUUUCAGUUAUCUUGUUGGGAAAACUGCCUGCUUGUUUGUC